Fomitiporia mediterranea MF3/22 is the source of this 2855-nucleotide messenger RNA. RefSeq names its product glycoside hydrolase family 2 protein. Gene Ontology annotation, biological process: glycoprotein catabolic process; carbohydrate metabolic process. Gene Ontology annotation, molecular function: beta-mannosidase activity. The transcript has 21 exons. Lineage: Eukaryota; Fungi; Basidiomycota; Agaricomycetes; Hymenochaetales; Hymenochaetaceae. The record is from RefSeq and is a predicted model, not a curated record. Bases 27 to 2633 code for a protein of 868 amino acids.
UUCUCCGUUCUCACUCUUGCCCUGAGAUGAAGUCUACAACCAUCCCGAUCGACAAGAACUGGCAGUUCACUCAAGUUGGCGGUGGUCAAGGAACGAAAGACGGCGAGUUGCUGCCCUGUGAAGAGUUUCCCACAUCGGUCCAUGUUGAGCUUCUCAAGAGGAAAGCGAUACCAGACCCAUUUAUUGGCCUUCAUGAAUGGGACGUACAAUGGAUCGGGGAAGCUGAAUGGGCAUUCAAGACAACAUUUCAUAUUGCGGACGAGACAUUCGCUGCACCAAACGUUGAUCUGAUCUUUGAAGGAUUGGACACAUAUUGCUCUGUUGAGCUUAAUGGUGAAAAGCUAUUGAGCACGAACAACCAAUUCAUCUCCCACCACAUUCCGGUCAAAGGACAAUCACUGAAGAAUGGAGAUAAUGAGCUUGUACUCACAUUUCCAUCCGCAUUCGUAAAGGGACGAGAACUUGAGAAGCAGCACGGCAAGCUCAACCUUUGGAACGGUGACUCCAGUCGCUUACAUGUUCGCAAAGCUCAAUACAAUUACGGAUGGGAUUGGGGCCCAGUUCUCAUGACUGUUGGACCGUGGCGACCAAUUUCGAUCCACGCAUAUGAGUCGCGAUUAGCAGACCUGCGUGCGAUAGUCGACGUGAAGGAAGAUCUCAGUGUUCAGACAAAUAUAUCGUUCCAGGUCGAGGGCUCGGUUUCAGGCCUGAAAGCAGAAUAUUCCCUUCUUUCACAAGAUGGGAAAGAGGUACUCGGUGAUAGUACCGCUUUGAGUGAGGGAAAAGGAGAAUCUGCUUUUGCUGCCAAACCUGGGGCAUUGGAUCUCUGGUACCCUGUAGGAUACGGAAAACAGGCGCUAUAUACUCUUCAAGUUAGCUUGUACGACGAGCAAGGGAAUGUAAUCGAUGUUCAAGAGAAGCGGUUAGGCCUUCGCCGGGUUCGAAUAAUUCAGGAUAAGCUGGACGGCGAACCUGGACACACGUUCCUGUUUGAAGUCAACAACAUUCGCAUCUUUUGUGGAGGGUCAAAUUGGAUCCCUGCCGAUAGCUUCCUUACAACUAUGACUCCGAAGAGGUACAGAGACUGGCUGCAGCUACUGAUUGACGGAAAUCAGAACAUGAUUCGCGUUUGGGGCGGAGGUAUCUAUGAGCACGAUAGCUUCUACAACAUAUGCGAUGAACUCGGUAUAAUGGUCUGGCAGGACUUCAUGUUCGGUUGUGGACAGUAUCCAGCGUACAACAGCUUUCUGGAGUCCGUGAAGGUUGAAGCGGAGCAAAACGUGAAGCGACUGAGGCAUCACCCUUCUAUCGUAAUCUUCGCUGGCAACAAUGAAGAUUAUCAACUAGCUGAAAGCUUAAAGCUCGAUCUUGACUAUGGCGACGAGAAGUCAGACUUCCGUCAGACGAAUUUCCCCGCUCGACACAUAUACGAGCGAGUGCUCCCGGAGAUAGUCGCAAAGCACUGUGAAAUACAUUAUCAUCGUUCCUCGCCUUACAGUGGAUUUGGACAAGUUACAACUGACCGCACGAAUGGUGAUCUACAUCAGUGGAAUGUAUGGCAUGGAUCACAGGAACCAUGGCAUAAUUGGGACAUUCUCGCCGGCCGGUUCGUCUCAGAGUUUGGAAUGGAAGGAUACCCUAACAUUCGAACCGUUGACUAUUGGAUUGGAGGCGACAAGUCUGAGAGGUAUCCUCAGUCGAGGACUAAUUGCAAUCAUAAUAAGGCCGAUGGAUUCGAGCGUCGUCUCGAGUUGUACCUAAUGGAGAACUUCAAACAUGCAUUUGACAUAGAAAGCUAUGUUUACUAUACUCAAAUCAUGCAGGCGGAGACCCUAGCUUCUGCUUAUCGGCUUUGGCGGCGCAACUGGAAAGGCCGGGGAAAGGAGUACACAGCUGGUGCACUCGUCUGGCAGAUUAACGACUGCUGGCCAGUGACCUCCUGGGCAAUAGUCGACUACUUCCUACGGCCGAAACCAGCCUACUUCGCAAUCGCACGCGAACUUCGGCCGUACACAGUCGGAAUGACGCGCAAGGAGAAGAUAGUCUAUGCAGACGCGAACAAAGCAGCUGACUUCACGCUUGACGUCGAGUUGGAGAUAUGGGGUACCAAUAGCCAGCUGACUGAGAAAACAGUUGUGCUUGAUGUGACGAGUUUCAAUUUGGAUUUGGAUUCAGAGUCGGAUGAUUGGAUGGAGAAUUGGAAGAAGGAAGUUGUGUUGAAGCCGAAUGCGAGUACGGAGCUUUGGAAGGGAAAGUUACCUGGUCAGCCGACGCGGACGAAGCUUAGUGAAGUUCCGAAGACUAUCGUUGUCUCCGCAAGGUUGCUUGACGGUGAUAAAGUUCUGGCUCGGUAUUCAAACUGGCCUGAACCAUACAAAUACAUUCACUUCCCCUCCGUCGAAGAAUCCUGGCUGAAAAUCACACCAGUCGGUAGCGACGGCGAGAACGAAACAUUGCUCGAACUCUCAUGCAAGAAACCCAUAAAGGGUAUCGUCCUCGACGUUGAGGGUGACGAUGUGAAAUGGAGCGACCAGGCGAUCGAUCUGGUUCCAGGCGACAAUCAACGCGUCAAGGCAGUUGGAUUGAAUGGUAGGAAGGUCCAGGCACGUUAUCUUGGCGAUGGGUCUGCUUGAAUUCUUCCACUUUCCCUUUCCACCCCGGCCCGAAAGUUGGUUUUCUUCGAACCGAAUUCUCUCGCUCCCCGCCUCCGGGGCCCCACAAGCCGAAUAAAUUCGCCAUGCGGAAAAAGUUCAUUUCUGCAUCCAUAUGUCGUGUUCUCAAACAGAAAAAGAAAUGGAAUAGGAUAUCCUCGUGUAAAUCCACAUGCUCUCAUUAAAUCAAAUCAAUGAUAUCGC